AUGACCUCCAGGUACGCCGCUGCCCACGAAUCCCCCAACGGCCCGGGCGACGCGCGCCCGACGGCGCAGACCAUCAUCGACGACCAACACCUCCGCGACAAGCUCACGGGUAAGACCAUCCUGAUCACGGGCUGCUCGUCGGGGAUCGGCGUCGAGACGGCGCGUGCCCUCUACACGACCGGCGCGACGCUCUACCUGACGGUGCGCGACACGCACAAAGCGACGAAGAACCUGGGCGCUCUCGCCACCAGCCCGCGGGUGCAUCUGCUGCACCUGGACCUCGACUCGCUCGACUCGGUGCGCGCCUGCGCCGCCGACCUCCGAGCCCGGAGCCCCGCCCUGCACAUCCUGAUCGCGAACGCGGGCGUGAUGGCGUGCCCCGAGGGCCGGACCGCCGACGGCCUCGAGGCGCAGUUCGGCAGCAACUACGUGGCCCACUUCCUGCUGUUCCAGCUGCUGAGGCCGCUGCUGCUGGCGGCGGCGACCCCCGCGUUCCACUCGCGCGUCGUCAUGGUCUCGUCCGUGGGCCAUCGGUUCGGCCACGUCCACCUCGACAAUCUGAACCUGGUGGGCGAGUACGAGCCCUGGGCGGCGUACGGGCAGAGCAAGACCGCUGUGAUCUGGUUGGCGAAUGAGAUCGAGCGGCGGUACGGGGCCCAGGGCCUCCAUGGUCUCAGUCUGCACCCCGGCGGCAUCCAGACCGACCUGGCGCGCCAUAUGUCGGAGGACCAGAUUGCGGCGUGGAAUGCGGAUCGCGAGCUCAUGCGCCACUUCAAGAGUCCCGCGCAGGGUGCCGCCACGACGGUCGUGGCGGCCGUGGCCGCGGAGCUGGAGGGCCAGGGCGGGCUGUAUCUGGAUAAUUGUCAGGUCGUGCGGGAUGAGCACGACCCGGCUAGCGGGAGGUGGGGGCCCGGGUAUGCGUCGUGGGCGUUUGAUGUGGAGGGACAGAAGAGACUGUGGGAGAAGACUUUGGAGAUCCUCCAGUUGCAGGAUGAGUGA
Messenger RNA from Aspergillus japonicus CBS 114.51, 999 nucleotides. Its product is annotated as NAD(P)-binding protein. The transcript has a single exon. Bases 1 to 999 code for a protein of 332 amino acids. The record is from RefSeq and is a predicted model, not a curated record. Lineage: Eukaryota; Fungi; Ascomycota; Eurotiomycetes; Eurotiales; Aspergillaceae.